AUGGAGAAUAUCGUUGGAUGUCGCAAUUUGUAUCACUACUUCGAUUUUGUCAUAGCGCUUCCGUUUGAGUUUUUUUCUUCCGUUAUAUCAGAUAAACAUAUAUAUUUGACCAUGCAAAUUCUUCUUAUCUCUUGUAUUCCCUUCAUUCUUGCCUGCUUACUUCUUUUAAAUUCACUAUUUUCUUCUUCAAAAUCACAUAAAAAUCAACCACCAUGUCCCCCAAAGUUACCAAUAAUUGGAAACCUUCACCAACUAGGCUCGAGCCCCCACCGUGCCCUAAAGGCCAUGGCCCAAAUCUACGGUCCACUGAUGAUGAUUCGCCUUGGCACCAUCCAAGUACUUGUAGCGUCGUCUGUUGAUGCAGCUCAAGAGAUCAUGAAAACCCAUGACUUAAUCUUUGCAAACAGACCAAAAUUAAACAUCCCUAGUAGACUUACUUAUGGGUCCAAGGACAUAGCAUUUUCGCAAUAUGGAGAGUACUGGAGGCAGAUGAAGAGUAUUGCGGUACUCCAUCUUUUAAACAACAAAAGGGUUCACUCGUAUCGACAAGUAAGAGAAGAUGAGAUGGCUCUUAUGAUUACGAAGAUUAUUCAUCAUGAGGUGGUAAUUAAUCUGAGCGAGUUGCUUAUUUCAUUUACGAAUAAUGUGAUUUGUAGGGUGGCCUUUGGGAAAACAUAUAAUGAAAGCAGGAAGUUCAAGGAUUUAUUAGAAAGGUUUCUAGAGUUGUUGGGGUGUUUUAGUGUCGGGAGUUAUAUUCCAUCGUUAGCAUGGGUGGAUCGGUUGAGUGGAUUAGAGCGAAGAGCUGACCAAGUUGCCAAAGAAUUUGAUGAGUUCCUUGAGGGCGUUAUUAACGAACAUAUGAUUAGCAAGAAAGGGGUCGUUGUUGGUGUUGAAGGCCAAGAUGACUUUGUUGAUAUCUUAUUGGAAAUUCAAAGAGAUAAUGCAACAGGUUUUCGUAUUGAACGAGAUAUGAUUAAGGCUGUCAUCUUGGACAUGUUUGCUGCUGGGACUGAUACUACAUUCACAAAUCUAGAGUGGGCUAUCUCCGAGCUAUUAAGACACCCACGGGCAAUGAAAAAACUUCAACAAGAGGUCCGAGAAAUAGGCCAAGGAAGAUCAAUGGUCACAGAAGAUGACUUGGACAAAAUGGUUUACCUGAAAGCCGUCCUCAAAGAAACUCUACGGCUACACACCCCGAUACCAUUACUUGUUAUACGCGAAUCAACACAAGAUGUCAAUGUACUAGGUUAUGAUAUCCCAUCCGGCACACAAGUGAUCAUUAACGCAUGGGCAAUAGCAAGAGAUCCCUCAAUUUGGGAAGAACCCGAAGAGUUCAAGCCAGAUAGGUUCUUGAACAGUUCUACUGAUUAUAAAGGGUUGCAUUUUGAGUUUACACCUUUUGGAGCCGGACGAAGGGGGUGUCCGGCUAUUCAGUUUGCAAUGAUUAUUAAUGAGCUUGUUUUGGCAAAUUUGGUGUAUAAGUUUGAUUUUGCAUUACCACCUGAAGAUGGAGGUUUGGACAUGAGUGAGACCAUUGGUCUUACGGUUCAUAAAAAGCGUCCUAUACUUGUUGCACCUACUCUUUACAAUUAGUAAUAGUACGUACAAUUGUUGCAAGGGUUUGUUUUAUUACUUGAUAAUCGUGUUUGAAUCUACAUAAAAGUGCGUUGAAACGAUAUGUAUGUAUUUUUUUAUAAACAAUCUUAAUAACUUUUGAGAUUUUA
Messenger RNA from Erigeron canadensis, 1724 nucleotides. RefSeq names its product 3-beta-hydroxylase-like. Lineage: Eukaryota; Viridiplantae; Streptophyta; Magnoliopsida; Asterales; Asteraceae. The coding region runs from base 1 to 1593 and encodes 530 amino acids. The record is from RefSeq and is a predicted model, not a curated record. The transcript has 3 exons. Gene Ontology annotation, molecular function: oxidoreductase activity, acting on paired donors, with incorporation or reduction of molecular oxygen; monooxygenase activity; heme binding.